UAGCUAGAUCAUCUUUUUGACGCUAUAGCUAGGAAGACUCUUCCUUCCACCACUCCAACACCACACCAGAGCCUUGCAUCUCAAAACCAUCUCUCUGCUUCUUUCAAAAUAUCAUCAUGAACUUAGAAGAGAAAGUUUCCAUGGACCUGGUUCCACAAUCCGAAAGUCUCUGCUAUGUCCGCUGCAACUUUUGCAACACUGUUCUUGCAGUCGGAAUCCCGUGCAAGAGGUUGCUGACCACCGUGACUGUAAAAUGUGGGCAUUGCAGUAACGUCUCCUUUCUCAGCACUAGACCUCCGCUGCACGAUCACCAGACCACUCUUACCCUACAGGAAAACCAGAGUUUUUGCGAGGAUUUCAGGAAGGGACAAUCUUCCUCUACUACUACACCUAGUGAGCCUUCCUCCCCCAAGGCACCAUUUGUUGUAAAACCACCUGAGAAGAAACACAGGCUCCCAUCUGCUUACAAUCGGUUCAUGAAGGAGGAGAUACAGCGAAUCAAAGCAGUCAACCCCGAGAUACCGCAUCGAGAAGCUUUUAGCGCAGCAGCCAAAAACUGGGCUAGGUACAUUCCAAACUCCUCAACUGCUUCAGCUUCUGGAAGCACUAAGCAAUGUAAGCGUGCAAAGAAUGAAGGUUUGAAGAUCAAUUGGGGAGGACCUCUCUACUUAAUUUAGGUUAUUUAACUUUAGCUUUUAUUAACUAUGGCUUUAACUUUGGUUUUGUGCAAGUAUGCUAGACUAUCAAUGUUUGAACUAUCUUUUUUAGUUCCAGCAAAAUCCUUGUAAUUUGAUUCCAGGUACCUGAACAACUAGUUUCUAAAAUUUAAGUAAUUAAUUUCGGGAAUAUUU
Molecule: messenger RNA, 851 nt
Organism: Rubroshorea leprosula
Lineage: Eukaryota; Viridiplantae; Streptophyta; Magnoliopsida; Malvales; Dipterocarpaceae
Source: the annotation of a GenBank genome assembly